Trypanosoma grayi is the source of this 915-nucleotide messenger RNA. RefSeq names its product zinc transporter. Lineage: Eukaryota; Euglenozoa; Kinetoplastea; Trypanosomatida; Trypanosomatidae. Gene Ontology annotation, molecular function: zinc ion transmembrane transporter activity. Gene Ontology annotation, biological process: zinc ion transmembrane transport. The transcript has a single exon. Gene Ontology annotation, cellular component: plasma membrane. Bases 1 to 915 code for a protein of 304 amino acids. The record is from RefSeq and is a predicted model, not a curated record.
AUGGACCGCUCAGUGAAUGUGAUACAGUGCGCCGCUGCUCCAACGCGUAUUCAAUGCGAGGAGAUUAACGCGAAGCUUAUGCUUGGCGUCGGUGUGUUCGGUCUCUGCAUGAACAUUGUGCUGGCGGUGAUCAUGAGCUUCGGCGCCGCACACCCACACAGCCACGGCAUGCUGUCAAGUGUUGAGUUUGAUCAUGAUGUUGAUUACCACAGCCGCGACAACCAUCAUGGUCAUAGCCACCUUCAUCACGAACACCAACACCGUGACGGGUGCUCUCACUCCCAUGGCAACGGAGGUGCGGAUAUGCAACGUCUGGAGUGUGCUUCGCCAGAAUCUGAGAUGAUGGAGGAGGUGGUGGUGGAGACAACCUCUUCAAACGCGGAGAGCAUCUGCUCUCAUGAGCGGGGAUCGCAGAGUAUGAACCUACGUGCGGCGGUGCUGCAUGUGUUUGGCGAUUGCCUUCAGUCACUUGGGGUUGUGCUGGCUGCGUGUGUUAUUUGGGCAGGUAAUAACUCCAGUGUGGGUGUCCCCAGCAGUGCGCACAGCUACUACAACCUCGCCGAUCCCCUGCUCUCCGUCCUAUUUGGCGUCAUUACUGUGUAUACAACUCUCAAUCUUUUUAAAGAAGUCAUUGUCAUUUUGUUGGAGCAAGUGCCGCCCGCUGUAGAGUACACUGUUGCACGCGAUGCUUUACUGAGUGUAGAGAAGGUACAGGCUGUAGAUGAUCUGCAUAUUUGGGCUGUAGGGCCGGGAUUUAGCGUUCUCUCCGCGCAUCUGUGUACCAACGGAUGUGCAACGACCAGUGAGGCCAAUGCAGUUGUUGAGGAUGCAGAGUGCCGCUGCAGGCAGCUGGGCAUUGUGCAUACAACUAUCCAGUUGAAACACGCCGCUGAUGUUAGGAACACCGGGGCUUAA